Saxophila tyrrhenica is the source of this 3900-nucleotide messenger RNA. RefSeq names its product Chitin synthase, class 3. Gene Ontology annotation, cellular component: cell septum; cell periphery. The record is from RefSeq and is a predicted model, not a curated record. The transcript is spliced from 2 exons. Gene Ontology annotation, molecular function: chitin synthase activity. Bases 1 to 3900 code for a protein of 1299 amino acids. NCBI's taxonomy places the organism in Eukaryota, Fungi, Ascomycota, Dothideomycetes, Mycosphaerellales, Extremaceae.
AUGUCUUCGAGACCUAGCUCCCGGCGAUACUCUUCAUCUGGACGACAACCAAGCGUAGAAGGCGGGAGACACAGGAGGCGAAGCACUGCAGAGGCCAUAUCAGAUACGCCACGAUCUCCCGAGCAUCGCGCCAGGCGAAGAAGCAGCGCACAUCGCUCAAAAGACGGCUACGGCGAACCUCAAGAGCGUACUCGGCGCAGAAGGAGGAGCUCUGCAGGCUACGGUCAGGCACACAGCCCUGCAUCACCACGCAAACACGCACCACGAGAACGCCCGCGGGUUGACCCUUACGUCAACAUCCAGCCCGCGUCAAGUGCUCUAUCCACACCUGUCAGACUCACAAGCGACAGAGAUCCCAUGUUGGAAGCCAAUCGAUCUCCUAGUCAGCGUAAUGGGGACUUCUCGCGCAAGAAGAGUCUGGUCAGACCAGAGAGGAGGCGGAUGGACUCUGAUGACCCAGACUAUCACUACCGAAAACACGCUCAGCACAUGAACGUCAUGCCAUCCACAACGGGCGUAGACCCGCAGUUGGAGGACGACGAUAUGGCCACUUCGACCUCUGAAGCCACCACGCUGAAGGAAGCCACCGCGCGAGUGGCACCGGUGGCGGAGAAGGAUCGAGUGCCACUCAACCGAAACAAGAGCACCAAAGAAGGAGGGAAAUUGAUUCGCAAAAAGACCCGCGACACACAAGAGCAGGAAGCCAAGGAUGAGCGCAGGCGCAAAAUCCAGGAAGCAACUGGAACACCGACCUUGUGGAACACGUACUGUCAUCUUGUCACCUUCUGGUGCCCCAAUACGGUCUUGCGAUGCAUCGGCAAGAAGCAGAAGGAGCAGCAGCGGGCAUGGCGCGAGAAGAUGGGUCUUCUCAGCAUCAUUGCGUUGAUCAUGUUGUUCGUUGGGUUCCUGACGUUCGGCUUUACGGAGACAGUCUGUCCGCAGGGCGGGCCUCUUCGUCUGCGGAUCAACCACGUCGGUCUUGGAUAUAUGAUCUUCCACGGCAAGGCGUACGAUCUGACAACUUCUCACCAUCCUUUAGCAAGAGGCAUUGCACAAGGUGCCAACGUUCUGUGGGAUAUGGAUGAGCCACACGGAGGUCAAGACGGAAGUUUUCUGUUCCAAAAUGUGAACGGUGCCUGCAAGAACCUGAUCACGCCCGCAACGGACUCUGACGUGCCCACGGAUUCGGAUGGCAACCUAGCCUGGUACUUCCCGUGCCACACCUUCAACCAGGAUGGAUCCGACAAUGCCAAUCCCAACAAGAGCAUCCCGUACUACUUCGGGUACUCGUGCCAUACGUCGAAGAACGCUCGCGAGAACUUCUACGGUCUGAGAACGUCUGGCGAUGUCUACUUCACCUGGGACGACAUCAAGAACUCCACCCGCAACCUGAUGGUCUACAACGGAGAUGUUCUUGACCUUGAUCUGCUCAAGUGGUUCAACAGCUCUCAGGUGGCCUGGCCUACCCAAUUUGAUGACAUCCGCACGAACCCAGCGGUCAGAGGGAAGGAUGUGACGAUGUCCUAUGCCAGUGGUUCGAACAAGCAAAUCGCGCAGUGCUUCCAGGAGAUUAUCAAAGUCGGUUCGAUCGAUACGGCAACGGUGGGAUGUAUAGCCAGUAAGGUCGUGCUCUACGUCUCGCUGAUCUUCAUUCUGUCCAUUGUGGCCAUCAAGUUCCUCUUGGCUAUUCUGUUUCAGUGGUUCAUCAGUCGCAAGUUCGCGGCCAGCAAGACGAGCAUGGGCGGUGACAGCAAGAAGCGGAAGCAGCAGAUCGAAGAUUGGACGGACGACAUCUACAGACCACCGCCAAAGAUGACGGAUCCUGCCUCGAACAACGGCAGCGACCGCAUGAGCAAGAGGUCUUCUUUCCUACCAACGACCUCGAGAUUCACCAGCCCGUACGCCAUGGAGAGAACCAUGAACCGCAAAUCGGCCAAUCCAACUACCAUGGCAAGCCAGCAGUCACAGACCAACCUCAUGGCUGGCCAGAGGGGCUUGUAUCGCGACAAUAAUCAGUCUGAAGUGACACUGCCAACUUACAUGGACAGCAACGGCACCCCUGGCACUCGAUCAAGUCAGCUCUACUCUGGAUCGAAGCGGUACUCGAGCGUCAUGCACACGGAUACGGAUGCGUCUGGCCCGCAAGGUUUCAUUCACGAGAGUGUCGUGCCUCAGCCACCACCAGAAUGGCAGCCUUUCGGCUUCCCUCUCGCACACUCCAUUUGUCUGGUCACUUGCUAUUCCGAGGGCCCAGCAGGCAUCCGUACCACGCUGGACUCUGUUGCGAUGACCGACUACCCCAACUCGCACAAGCUCAUGUUUGUGGUCUGCGAUGGUAUGAUUCACGGCAAAGGCGAAAAGAUGAGCACACCAGAUGCUUGCCUGAGCAUGAUGAAGGACCACGCUGUUCUACCAGACGAAGUACAGCCUUUCUCCUACGUGGCCGUGGCUAGCGGCAGCAAGCGACACAACAUGGCCAAGAUCUACUCUGGCUUCUACGACUACGGCCAUGACAGCAUCAUCCCGAUUGAGAAGCAACAGCGUGUCCCCAUGAUUGUUGUCGUCAAAUGCGGUACACCUGCUGAAGCGAAGGCAUCGAAGCCUGGCAACAGAGGCAAGCGAGACUCCCAGAUCAUCUUGAUGAGUUUCUUGCAAAAGGUCAUGUUCGACGAGCGCAUGACGGAGCUCGAGUAUGAGAUGUUCAACGGUGUCUGGAAGAUCACGGGCAUGAGUCCGGACUUCUACGAGAUCGUGCUCAUGGUCGACGCGGACACGAAGGUCUUCCCGGACAGCUUGACGCACAUGAUCUCUGCUAUGGUCAAGGAUCCGGAGAUCAUGGGCUUAUGCGGUGAGACGAAGAUCGCCAACAAGACGCAGAGCUGGGUAUCGAUGAUCCAGGUCUUCGAAUACUUCAUCUCGCACCACUUGGCGAAGAGCUUCGAGAGCUGUUUUGGUGGUGUGACGUGUUUGCCUGGUUGCUUCUGCAUGUACCGCAUCAAGACUCCCAAAGGCGCGCAGAACUACUGGGUCCCGAUCCUGGCCAACCCGGAUAUUGUCGAGCACUACUCCGAAAAUGUCGUCGACACCCUGCAUAAGAAGAACUUGCUCUUGCUCGGUGAAGAUCGAUACCUCAGUACGCUCAUGCUCAAGACCUUCCCCAAGCGCAAGCAGGUCUUCGUUCCACAGGCCGUCUGCAAGACCACCGUCCCGGACGAGUUCAAGGUCCUGCUCAGUCAGCGAAGACGCUGGAUCAACAGUACUAUCCACAACCUGAUGGAGCUCGUGCUCGUCCGAGACCUCUGCGGUACCUUCUGCUUCAGCAUGCAAUUCGUCGUCUUCAUCGAUCUCGUCGGUUGUGUUGUCCUCCCCGCCGCUAUCUGCUUCACUCUCUACGUCGGCGUCCUCGGCAUCAUUGCAGCCAUAACCCACACAGCCGCUCCCCUCAUCCCCCUCAUCCUCCUCGCCCUCAUCCUCGGUCUCCCCGGCAUCCUCAUCGUCAUCACCGCCCACCGCCUCUCCUACGUCUUCUGGAUGUUCAUUUACCUCCUCUCCCUCCCAAUCUGGAACUUGAUCCUCCCGGCCUACGCCUACUGGCACUUUGACGACUUCUCCUGGGGCGACACGCGCCGGGCCAUGGGCGAGGAGCGCGGGGCGGGUAAGAGCGGACAUGAAGCCGAGGGCGAGUUUGACAGUAGUAAGAUUACGAUGAAGCGGUGGCAUGACUUUGAGCAGGAGAGGAGGUUGCGGGCGCCGGGUUGGAAUGCGAAGAGUGAUGGGUACGGGAGUCGACCGUAUAGUAGCCAGGGAACGUCGACGGGGUUGGGGAGUGAUGGACGGACGCACAGGAAGCAUGAGCGCGCGCCGAGUAAUUUGGCGUAUAAGUAUUCGGACUAUCCUUGA